AUGCCCUCCACCACCACAACGGCUUCCGCCUCCGCCUGUACCGGCGCCGCAAUGUACGAGCUCCCAAUAAAAGACGCCGCGUGCGGCACCCCAAACAACAAAGACAAAGACUACGAGUCCCUCUUCUCUAGCUGCGCCGCCCCCGCGGCCGUCCGCACCUACCAUGAUGACUGUGCCCUCUUUGCGCCUGCACUGGACCAGUCCAUCCAGAGUCUCACUGACUGUCUCUACGACGCCGGUGUCAAGUGGGAGGAUGUUUGGUGCACAGGAAACACCAGUGCCUCUGCAUCUGGGACGGCAUAUCCUACUGCCACUGCGACAUCCAAGGGGGCGUCUAGCUCCACUGAUACUUCUACCAAAGCGACAGAGACGGGGGCGGAUACGAAUGGGGCGACAUCUGGUCGCGCAUGGCUUUCUGGGGCUGUUGUUUGGGGGUUACUGGGGCUUCAGGCUGUUGGUGCUGGGAUGGUCGUGUUUUUUUAG
Aspergillus puulaauensis is the source of this 483-nucleotide messenger RNA. RefSeq lists its product as uncharacterized. Lineage: Eukaryota; Fungi; Ascomycota; Eurotiomycetes; Eurotiales; Aspergillaceae. The record is from RefSeq and is a predicted model, not a curated record. Bases 1 to 483 code for a protein of 160 amino acids. The transcript has a single exon.